AUGGGUAAACGGCAGCAGACCGACAUCAAAACCUUAUUCGAGCCAAAUAAGCUGGUAAAAGUGUGCGCCCCCAUGGUACGCUACAGCAAACUUCAGUUUAGGAACCUCGUAAAAAAGUACGAUUGCGAUCUCGUUUUUACGCCGAUGAUACUAGCCGAUUCAUUUUGCAAAAGUGCCAAAGCGCGGAGCAACGAAUUUACGACGAACCUGCUCGACACGCCUUUAGUGGCGCAGUUUGCGGCCAACACCAUACAUGAUUUUGUUGGAGCGAGUUACCUAAUUUCACCCUAUUGCGAUGGGGUGGAUCUAAACUGCGGGUGCCCUCAGGGAUGGGCGCGAGAGCAGGAGCUCGGUUGCCAAAUGCUGAGGAAUCCUCAGAGUAUUUACGCACUCAUCAGGGAAUGUAGAAACCAAAUUUGCAAACCUUUUAGUGUGAGCGUAAAAAUGAGGUUGCUUAAAGAUCUCAAAAAGUCUGUAGAAAUUUGUCGGCAGUUGGAGAGAUGCGGGGCGAGUUUCUUAUCGGUUCACGCGCGGACUCCCGAGUGUAGUGUGGGUCCGAUAGAUAAACAUGGGCUCCGGGCGGUUGUGGAAAGUGUUGAAAUACCUGUUAUUGGUAAUGGAGGUGUUGGGAGUUUGGAAAAUUGUAUUGAGUUGCAAGAAUGCGCGAAAGUUGCCGGAGUAAUGGUGGCUAACGGAAUUUUAGCAAAUCCCACGCUGUUCUCAGGGACCAACGUAACUCCUAUGCGGUGUGUGCAAGAUUGGUUGGAUAUUUGUUAUAAUAGUACUUUGGGUGUGCAAGAGUAUGAAAAACUGUGUGGCAGUGAACAAUUAAGUGGCGCACCCGCACAUAUUAUGCGUCUGUUCCGGGGCUUCUUGAACAAUGCCAAGCAUAACCUAAAAAACAACCCGGUGCAAGAAACGUCCAAGCAGCUGGCAAUUGAAAUAAACAGUAACGUGUUUGCGACGAUUUCAUUCGAAAAGGUCGACGAAAACACGUACGACCUUGUUCACACAACUAUUCCAGAGGAACUACGGGGACGGGGGCUGGGACACAUUUUUGCAGAGAGAAUAUUCGACCAUCUCGCGGGCAACGGCCGCAAAAUUAAGCUCACCUGCGAGUUUCUGCAGGAGUAUUUCGUUAAAAACCGGGUCAAAUACUCGGGUCUCAUAAUCGAAGAUUUCGAGACUCGCGCGGCCCCAUAA
Molecule: messenger RNA, 1203 nt
Organism: Cylas formicarius (sweet potato weevil)
Lineage: Eukaryota; Metazoa; Arthropoda; Insecta; Coleoptera; Brentidae
Gene: Dus4
Product: tRNA-dihydrouridine(20a/20b) synthase [NAD(P)+]-like
Exons: 3
Coding region: 1-1203 (400 amino acids)
Biological process (GO): tRNA processing
Molecular function (GO): flavin adenine dinucleotide binding; tRNA dihydrouridine synthase activity
Source: RefSeq, a predicted model, not a curated record